AUAUAUAUAUUUAUAUCGUUUUAAUAAUCGGAGAGGAGGAAACGAUCCGAUAAUUGUCUCUGUAUAUAUCUCUUGACAAGCGAGGGGAUGAGCGGUCGAAAAUCCGGCGGCUAAAAAGAGCACGAGGCAGGAGGAGUGGCCGUUUUUACGAAGUGGCUGUUCACGUGGCCAUGCAUAUUCACUCUGCCACGGGAAAAACAAACGAAAUGAAAAGUUUAUAGCAGGGGGGAGGGAGGAUCUUCCCGCGAGGAAAAGCUCCGACGUGACGAUUUUCCCCCCUCUUUCUUCUUCCGCCUCUUCCUUCUCGCGCUCGUGACGGGAAAUUAAACGAGCCUUUUUUAUUUCGUCGCCGCGGUAGGGGAUUAACAGUCAGUUUACGAAGCGGCACGAAGCCGGUGGAAGCCAGUUGGGAGUCGUGAUUUCCGCGGGAUGGCAGAUUCCGACGGAACGGUCGGCUUUCGUCCAAGCGUCGAACGAAAAACGAACGUCCUCCUUCGCGCUUAUUCCGUCGGAAUCUUCGCGCGAAGACUUUCGAAAACUUUUCUAUCUCGCGUGCGAGGAAAAAAAUCGUUGGACGUUUCUCGUUUCGACGAGGUAAAAAUCGCGGGUGGACUGAUCGGCGCGCGAAAGUGACGCGAAUCAAAGUGAUAAUCCAUUCACGGCUUAUCCAAGAACAGGCUUAUCGGUUUUCAAUUUACACCGAUGUGCCUCGAUACUUUGCCGCGAGGAAUAUUCGAUCGACAGUCACGCCGGUGAUAUACCUCGAUAUACCUUCACGUUCGUCCCUCUCCUCUCGAAAAUUCCUUCUCUCUCUCUCUCUCUUCGUUUCCAAGCUUUUAUCGAACCUACGCUUUUUUCUCGUCGACCGAAUCAUCGUCGAGCUCUCCUCUCAACCCCCUCCACGAUUAAAAUAAAAUCGCGGCGAUAGGCGACGGAAUAGCCGUUGGGAAACACGUAAUUACCGCGUGAUAAUCGAGGGAGACGAACCCUAGCGAUCGAGCGCAGCCCGUGCGCGUCGUUGAAUCGGGGCACCGAUAUACGCAGCAACGUUCGGUCGCGCGCCGGAUGAGAUCCCGAGCCGAGCGGUGGAGCGGGCGGCAACGUCGGUGGUGUGCGAGCGAGACGAGGCGAACAGGGAACGAGGCGGGUGGGACGCGCUCCGCCUCUGUGAAAAACUCGCGCGUGGCCCGCGCGUGCGAGAGCGCGGGGGUGCGGGGCGACGAGGAGCGCGGUCGGAGGAGACGGACCGGAUCAACGGUGGAGGAAGCUGGGAGGAACGUUAAAUGAAUGUUGUUGCAAGGGGCGGGUGUGAUCGUGAGUGUGGAAACGGUGCACGGCCGAUUUCAAUUCAUAAAUGCGCCAGAGGAGGAGCCCACAAUGGUGGCUCGGCUCCCGCAACAAGUUCUACUGCUGCUCGUACUCGUGACUGGGGCGGCCGCGGAAGCCACACGCGAGGAGGAGUCACUGUGGGAUACGCACGAGGCGAGAAAGGGAGGCCGAACGACCUUUGCAUGGUCCUCCACCACGGAACGCGCGACCGGGGAAACGAAAUCUAUGGGAAAGUUUGACCGGACGACUUCCAGCCACGCGGACACCCCCGAUUCUUCCCGGGAAACGGGGUUGAUGAAGGCAAGCGCCCCCACCACCGCGUGCCCCGACAGGGAGGAGAGGAUAGAAGCGCGGGGGAACGCGUUGCCAGCGUCGAGGGAGAACGAUACGGGGAAGGUGAAGAUGUCGAAUGGUCGAUACUCGAGUUCGGGGAGCAUGGAGGACGACGACACGGGGCGAAAGAUAAAUCUGUCCGCCCGGUCGACGGCGACGAGCAUCGACAAGAAGGUCGUUUUCACCAGAAAUUUCGACAACAUAGUGGCGACCAAGGGAACCAAGUUAACCGAGAAUCGUUCGAAAAAUCAUUGGAACGCCGAUACGCCGAGGACGAAAGCGUACAACGUGAACGACGUUAUACGCCGGCAAAUGAGGCACGUGCCGGACGUGUGCGACAAGUUCAGCGUGGGCGACGAGUCGAAACGGGAAUUUUACAGCCCCAACUACCCGGACAACUAUCCAAACCUUACCGAGUGCAUCAAGAUAUUGAAAGAGGCGGGAGUGCCACCAGAGCCGGAGGAUUGCGUGAGGGAGGUGAGCGGCGUGCAGGCGAUCAUUAGCAGCGAGGAUGUGAUAGACAGGAAGACGCUAUCCGAAAAGGAAGGCAUCCCUCUCGAUUGCUUGUGGAACAUCACGGUCAAAGAAGGAUGGAAGAUUCAGCUGACGUUCUCGGAUCCCUUCAAACUGCAACGACCGAACGAGUGCGACGCCAACUUCGUGGACGUGUUCAAAGAACGCACUGACAUGUCCUCGAGAGAGAAGAAUUUCUGCGGAAGUAUCGCCGACACCGUCCUCAUCGGGACCAAUACCGCCUUUGUCAGGUUUUACACGGAGCCUAAAGCGCUGAACAGCAGCUUCGAGGCCGUGAUGACAGCGCUCAGGGACAGAGAUCCCGGAGACAAACCUUGCCUCGAUAACGAAUUCUACUGCGAGGACGCGACUUGCAUCGCCGCCGAAUUGCAAUGCAACGGCAGGGUGAAUUGCCGCUUCCGAUGGGACGAAGAGGAUCAAUCUUGCAACAAGAAGAAAUCGCGGCUGAUCGAUUCCCAGCAUAUCGUCAUAAUCCUGAUCGUUUUCUCGUUGAUCAUGUUCGGCAUGAGCUUCGCCUUCGUGUUCAACUGCGUGCGGAAAUUGAUCCGGGACCAUCGAAUCAUCCAAGAGCACAUCAGACAGUCGAGGGAAAAUCGAUUGGACGAGCUCGGUCGCAAGGCAACACCCUGCCCGAUCUCGUCUUCGAGAACGGACAUCAGGGACCGAGUGAGCGACUCGCCGAGUCUGGAAGUGAUCCCUAGCAAGGAACUUUUACCACCCACUAUGUUAAUAGCGCAAGAUUACGCGAAAGAUCUGGUGCUCGAAAUGGCAUACAAUACGAGGGAUAUGCACGACAUACAUCAGAGUAACAACGUGAGCAACGCGACGCAGGAACGUUUGCAAGAAUCGAGCGACGAGCCAGAGAUGCGAGACAAUUCUUGUCAGACGCGGGAGAGCCUUUUCGAGACGCGAAUCCCCGACAACGUGAUGCCCGUCGGGUUCACGACAUUCGGUGUCCGCGGACCUAGCUCGCAAAACGGGACCAAUCAUCUCCAUUAUCACCGCCAUCAUCAUCUCCAUCAUCAAAGCCCGCCGCAAUCCCGCCAAACAUCUCAGCCUUCCCAGCAAUCUUCCGAGCACAGCUCUCAACAGCAAUGCUCGGGCUGUAGCCCGGCAUCGAGGGGUCGGGACGGGAGCAUGGGUAUUUGUCCGAAGCACAACCCGAUCCCCGCGCCGCCUGGCUGGUCUACCCACGAGCCCGGUUAUUCAUUGCCCCCGCAUCAAGGAUCCGCUUAUCCCGAGCCUCCGGAUUACCCGUCGUACCAGAGGUUUCAAAGCCCGAAACCGAGCAGGGAAAACAGUGUCUACCGUCAAUCGCCGAAAUUAUUGAGGCAAGGAACGAUCGGGUCGGGGGAGAGGUAUGGCAGUUCUAUCUACGGAUCCGGGCAUGGAUCUAGCAACGCGUCGAGCACUCAGCACUCCGGCACGCCGAAAUGCCCCGAGCAAACGACACCCGACCCUAGGUACAGAGCGGAGGCGGUGAUAGAGGUAGAUCAGAGGCGACCUUUCAGCAUAGAGAGCACAAAGAGCGCGCCGGAUGUGAUCGCAACGCACUGACGCCGGGGUCCUGGGGAUUGGGAGCCCUACAAGAGACGCCAUCCCCGUCAAACUGUCACUGAUGCUCAGUCGCCCGGUAGGAAUGACGGGAGCAAGGUCACUGUGGCCACCCAAAGCUCCUUGGACGACGAUGCUUCGACCAGUUCCACGAUAGAGGCAAACUCGUCCUCCUGAUCCACGCAUAUUGGCGCGAUCGAUCCGCCUGAUCAACCGGAGCGUGAGGAUACGGACGGUGUUGCUUCGUCCAUGGAUGAAUCUACUCGGCGCGUAAUUCGGGAUUCCGAGGCAUCGAGAUUGUACGGGGCGCGAAAUGAUCUUACGUUAACGAGAUCGGUGGAAAUGGACGGAAUAAAAGAACCAAAGACUUGUUUAGACAACACCGGUGAAUUAAGCGAUAUAUCCGUUUCGGAGUCUAUCGGGAGAAAUACGGGAACGUUUACGGGAAGUGAUAUCACAGCGAUCGUGCAGUCGAGUGGACGCGACGCGACGCAGUCGAAGGAGAAUUUUCCAGUUUCGAAGGUCCGACUGGCUUUAAAAUUGAACGAUCUCCCGAUUCUGAGGCCCCCGGAGGCCUUCAGGGCUCCCAUCUUCCGCUGCAAAAUGCCGACCCUAGCGUGGCAGCAUUGCGAUUGCCCAUCGCAUUCCCACUUGCCACCACGAAGAUCCUCCGCGAUCUGGAGUGCCUUGAAACACUACAGUCAGGAGCCCUUCUAUAGAACUUGGCCUAACAGAACCGCCAGAAGGUUCAUUCGACCAUCGAGGAGGACCGUGGGCACUCAAAGUUCAUUGGAUGGCUCGCGAUCGUCCCUUAGCGCUAUUCGUUGCGUGGUCAGAUCGAUCGAUAUGACAGAAAGUUCGAUGGAUCUCGAGAUAGGCGCCACGAUACCUUUCUAGUGUUUAUUUUUCAUCCGAGAGGAUUUUCUUCCUUGUGUUGGAUCGAUUGGAUUACGGACCAAAGAGUUUUCAAACGAGAACGCGGUACUAUCUCUAUGUUAUUGUUGAUGUUACGAUACAGAACGCUUAGAAUCGUUUCUUGUUAUUAUCGGAACGCUAUUUUGCUAAUCAGUGUGUUAGAUUGCGAAUUAUGGUUACCAUUACACGGCUUUCGCUAUUGCUAUAUCUGUAUAUUCUUUUUAAGACGUAAACAACACGCGUAUCGUAUCGCGUCGAAACGAAAACAUAUUAGCGAAAUAUACGUCGCGUCGUUUGUUUUUCACGAACGUUCGUUUCCCGCCAUUUUGUAUAUUCGCAAUAUCUUAACGGUCGUUCGAUCAAAGAGAAGGACUUACCAUAAUUUUCACUGCAUUCUCUUCAAUUACAUCAUACGUUGAUACCGAUAAUUAAAGUACACUUUACAAAGUACAAUUUGUGAUCUAACACUCGUAUUUGUUGAAUAAACACAAUGAUUUUCGCGCGAAUAGAAUCGAGCCGAACAGAAUGUAAACAUAUCGAGACCGAGACACAUUUCGUACUGAAGGUUAGUUAUAUCUGGAUGUGUGCAGAUGGCGUUUCGCGGCGAUCAUCUAGUUUUAAUCGAACUACUUUGAAGUGAUCGCGUAGUGUUUACACAGUUGAGUAAAACUCGAAGUGAAGUGAUAGAAAAUUUAUCGUGAAAAGCUGCAAGCAGUUAUAAAAAAGUUAUCUCGGGCAACGAGUAAGUAGAUUUCUCAUUAAAAUAUGUCAACUCGCCUAAUGAACAUUGAUAUGUUGAACAAGUUGAACAUAGCCUAACUCUUUUUUAUACACGGUAUCAAUUUCGCGAUUCGAUUAUCGAAAAAACGUAUGAAUAUGAUAUUACAAUAGGCAAACUAUUUUUUCACGGUAUUUCCACUAAUAGUCGAGCAUGAGGCAUAGUUAUUCGUAUCCGAUUAAAAAAAGAAUCGAAAGAAUGCAUUUAUGAAUCGAUAACGUGUUACAGCUCGAAUAUGUCCGAUACGAAUCGAUCGAUAUCGACUACGUCGUGUUCCUUGAGCGAGUGAAAAAAGUUUGUUUGCUAAUUUUUGUAAAGAUUCCAAAACGACGAAUAACCUAAUAAUUUCUUAAUCUCAGGAUCACUAAUUUCACAAUCACGUUAUGAAGAAUUUAUCUUUUUACGAUAAUAUAUUCGACAUUUUUUUUAGAAAAUAUGUAAUCGUGCACGCACGUUUCAUUGACAAUCGACUCGUUGCUUUCAGUUGUAUACCAUUCGUCGAUCGAUCGAUUGAUUGAAAGAGAAAUACAGGCUUUCGUGAAAAAUUGGAAUUUCGAGAGGAGCGUGCACCAAACAUCUAGUAACAAGGUAAAUAAUUAAAUUAGUCAAUUAAAUAUUAAACGAUCGAGCGAGGAAGAGAAUAGGAUUAAUGUGAAACGAAAAUGAACGAAAGAGAUAGAACCAAAAGCGUGUUGACCGUAUGCAGAUAUAUUGUGAAGCUGUCAGGAAUUUAGCGAUUAGUAAUCGACAAAUUUUCGCUUCUGUACAGAUUACGUAUUAACGUUCAUCGUUUAGGACAGAAUGUACAGAGUGUACACAUUUGUAUAUAAACGACACAUGAUCGUCUGUCCAAAUGAUACGUCAGACGAAUAAUAAAUAUAGUACUUUUAAAA
Messenger RNA from Apis mellifera (honey bee), 6336 nucleotides. RefSeq names its product neuropilin and tolloid-like protein 2 (gene Neto). The coding region runs from base 1288 to 3753 and encodes 821 amino acids. Gene Ontology annotation, molecular function: protein binding. The record is from RefSeq and is a predicted model, not a curated record. The transcript is spliced from 8 exons. Lineage: Eukaryota; Metazoa; Arthropoda; Insecta; Hymenoptera; Apidae.